CUGUUUAGUGCUUUUGACUACUAGUCUCUUUGGCGUUGUCGUUUGCUCAACAUAACCUUAACUUCAAUUUCAAGUAUAUUCCAUCCACUUUACUAGAUAUAGUGUUAUUACAGUAAAUAUGUCUAUUGAAAUUGAGUCAGCCGACGUUAUACGAUUGAUUCAGCAAUAUUUGAAGGAAUCAAAUCUUGUAAAAACUCUACAAACUCUUCAGGAGGAAACUGGUGUGUCUUUGAAUACUGUUGAUAGCGUUGAUGGGUUUGUAGCUGAUAUAAAUAAUGGACAUUGGGAUACCGUUCUUAAAGCUAUACAGUCCCUUAAGUUACCUGAUAAGAAACUUAUUGAUUUAUAUGAGCAGGUGGUAUUAGAAUUGAUAGAGUUACGAGAGUUGGGAGCUGCAAGAUCAUUAUUGAGACAGACUGAUCCUAUGAUUAUGAUGAAACAACAAGAACCUGAACGUUAUAUACAUCUAGAAAACUUGCUUGCACGUUCUUACUUUGAUCCACGUGAAGCAUACCCUGAUGGUAGUACAAAGGAAAAACGACGAGCGCACAUUGCAACUGCUCUGGCAGGAGAAGUAUCGGUUGUACCAUCCAGCAGGUUACUCGCUCUCUUAGGACAAGCAUUAAAAUGGCAACAACAUCAAGGUUUAUUACCCCCAGGAACUACUAUAGAUUUGUUUAGAGGAAAGGCUGCUGUAAGAGACCAAGAAGAUGAAAAAUAUCCGACUCAGUUAUCAAAGCAAAUUAAAUUUGGACAAAAGGCACACGUAGAAUGUGCUCGCUUCUCACCGGAUGGCCAGUAUCUUGUCACUGGCUCAGUUGACGGCUUUAUAGAAGUGUGGAACUUUACAACAGGAAAAAUAAGAAAAGAUUUGAAGUAUCAAGCACAAGAUAAUUUUAUGAUGAUGGAGCAAGCUGUCUUGUCAAUGGCUUUUAGCCGUGACAGUGAAAUGUUAGCUGGCGGUGGUCAGGACGGAAAAAUUAAAGUUUGGCGAGUCCAAAAUGGACAGUGUCUACGCAGAUUUGAAAAAGCACAUUCCAAAGGUGUGACGUGCAUCCAAUUCAGUCGAGAUAACAGUCAAAUUUUGUCAGCCUCUUUUGACACGACAAUUAGAAUACACGGAUUAAAGUCUGGUAAAACUCUAAAAGAAUUCCGUGGACAUACGUCUUUUGUAAACGAAGUAGUAUUUGCACCCGAUGGCCAUAAUAUAAUAAGUGCAUCUUCUGAUGGAACAGUGAAAGUUUGGAGUUUGAAAACAACAGAAUGCAUAGGCACAUAUAAGUCAUUAGGAGCAGCUGAUCUCACUGUGAACAGUGUACAUUCAUUACCACGUAAUCCUGAACACUUUGUCGUUUGUAAUCGUUCAAAUACAGUGGUCAUUAUGAACAUGCAAGGUCAAAUCGUGCGGUCGUUCUCAAGUGGUAAACGAGAAGGUGGUGAUUUCGUUUGUACUGUCGUGAGUCCUCGUGGCGAAUUUAUUUACUGUGUUGGCGAGGAUUUAGUACUUUAUUGCUUUUCCACAUCAUCAGGAAAACUUGAAAGAACUCUCAACAUUCACGAAAAAGACGUUAUUGGAUUGGCCCAUCAUCCCCACCAGAAUUUAUUGUGUUCAUACAGUGAAGAUGGUCUUCUAAAAUUGUGGAAACCUUAAUAACCUCUUAACUACUGCAAAUUGGAUAAACUAUAUAAGGCUUUUUUAUUAAAACUUGUAACGACCUACUCUAUCCCUAAACUCUUAACAUACUUAGGGAAAUCUGAAAGGACUAUAUUAAUAUACUAUCUUCCUAAAUCCAAAAUUAUAUCCACACGACAACAUAACAAAUUUUACUACUUCGUUCAUUAUUCAUAAAAUAUUAAGUAUCGCAUAAGUCUGUAUUGUGUAAAUAUACAAAAGUAGUACAAUAUUUGUACGACACUUAUAAAUUA
Messenger RNA from Cephus cinctus (wheat stem sawfly), 1926 nucleotides. It is a transcript of the gene Smu1, whose product is annotated as WD40 repeat-containing protein SMU1. Gene Ontology annotation, cellular component: precatalytic spliceosome. The record is from RefSeq and is a predicted model, not a curated record. Lineage: Eukaryota; Metazoa; Arthropoda; Insecta; Hymenoptera; Cephidae. Bases 119 to 1651 code for a protein of 510 amino acids. The transcript has 8 exons. Gene Ontology annotation, biological process: mRNA splicing, via spliceosome. Gene Ontology annotation, molecular function: protein binding.